UGAUUUUGUUCAUAUACAGCGUAUGUGUUGAUAAAAUUCGAUUUAAACCAUGAAUCCUGAUAGUACAGAAAAUGAUCUCUUAUCAACAAACCAUUGGUUCUGUAAAUUUGUUUAUAUAAAAUGAGACUGCCCUCUGUAGCUUAGCAGCUACAUAACAAGCUGAUUCAUGAUGUCAACAUUGUCCCCCUUAUAAACAAACCACGAUGUAAACAUUGCCCAAUACUAACACGCUGAUGGAACCAUUCUGAUAUAUACAAAACGAUUUAAAACAAAGCUAAGACUAGCUUUUCGGUAUGGCAUCCGGCAGUGAAGAUGUUGCAGACUCUGUAAAGAGGAGUCUGAUAGUGGAUGAGGCGGCGUUUGAAGAACAAUUCUUACGGUGCCACAUCUGUAAUGAGAAGUACAACCAGGUGGAACGGCACCCAAAGUCCCUUCCGUGCAACCACACCUUCUGUCUCCCGUGUUUAAAGCAAGUCUUUGAUCAUAACCAACAAAACGGCCGGAGCAGACGACAAAUUGCGUGGUUUGACGAUACGUACGAAGGCGUUUUAAAGUGUCCGGAAUGUAGGGUGGAGAUCUUUCUUAGUCGUACUGAAAUAGACUCUCUUCCAUCCGAUCAUCGAGUCAUUCAGAUGAUGGAUUUCCUGUCUCAGGUUUCGGCCAAGUCGCAGAAUGUAUGUCCGAAGCAUGAAAACCAACCGUUGAACUUUUUUUGCAAGAAAUGUUUGCUCCCUGUUUGCAGGGACUGCACUGUUUUAGAUCACAAGGAAGGUCAAGGCCACAAUAUUGUUGACGUUUCGGAGGCUGUCAAUGAGAGCAAAGAAAGUUUCGAUAAGAUUGAUCAAAGUAGCAAGCAACUACUAGACAAAAUGAAAGGCCGUACAGAUGGGUUGGCGAACGCAUCGAAACAGCUUGACCUGCUCGAAAGGCAACUCCGGGGGACCAUUAAAGACACAUUCAUCGAAUACAGAUUGCUGCUUGAAAGGCGACAAGAGGCGCUGAUCAAGAUCCUAAAGGACACAAUCAAGGAACAGAAGACCACAAUAAAUUCGCGCUUUGUGGAAAUCGCGACGCAGGGAUCUACGUUACAGAAGCUACACGACCAGUUUCAGAAAGCAAGGUCUGUUAAUGAUUUGAAGAAACUGUUCGAAAUACAACAAGAAAUCAAAGAGAAGGAAUCCGAAUUCAAAGUUACUGCUGACGCCAAUGACGACGAACUCUUCGUUACAUGCAAAUUUGAUGUUCCUAAUGAAUGCCAGUUUCUGUCCGAGAUGAGUGGUCUAGGAGAGGUUACUACAUGCGAAGACCAGAAUCUACGUAACCCAGUACCGGCCCAUCAGCUGGUCCUCCUGGACAGUAUGGAGGUUCGACAACCACACGCAUACAUCCCAGAUUACCCAGAAGAACAACGUGAGGAGCCAAAUGAGGAACCGUCCUCAGUGGGUCGGUUGAGGCGACAACUGCAGAACACUUCAAUUACAGCGCCUUACGCUACCGACGAUGAUUAUGAGGAACAAGAUGAGGACACCAGAGAGGCUAUUGCAUCGUCAUACUUAAUGCGAAUUGCAUCCCGAUUAAAUCAAAGCGCUGCUGAUAUGGCUGAAGUCCUGCGCACAGCUAACACAGAUGACGAUACAAACAUGGAGGCGGUAUCUCCUCCACGCAGUCGCAACACGACCUCCUCUAGAUCACGACGAUCGACCCAAAACGUGAGGGUAGUGAGGCAUCCCUCGUCAUCCUCCGGAGGUCAAAGGACAGAGCAACAAGAGCAAAGUCACGCAUACCCACAGUCAUCAUCAUCUCGUUAUAGGGAUUCGAACUCAGAUCGUUAACCAUUAUAGAAAAAACAAUCAAAUCGGAGCAUAAGGACGCGUGUCUGUCGUCAAGUUCUAUAGACAAAAAUAAUUUUAAAUGAGGCUGUUUGUAGAAAAUUGUGUUGGCAUUUUUUGUCCUUGGGAUUUGAUUGAUAGUUGUGAUGGAGUAAUUCACAAAUGAAAUGGAAAUUACACAGAGCGGAAUUUCGUUUUGUUCAUAGCCAAGUGCACAGGACCGUUUGAUAUCCAGGCUUAUAACAUGAUUCACAAAGUGACUUAAAGGACAAGUGAUAUCAUAUUUUACAGAAUUAACAUCUUAAUUUUUUGUAGAAAAAUAAUUUUUAGUAUGUCAAAAAUGAUUUUAGAUGUGUUUUAAAUGAAAUAUUUUGCGUAGUUUUCGAGUUUGAAAACGACGAAAUUAUCUUGCGACAUUUUACGCGCCAUUAUGUAUGACGUCAUAUGCGACCUCGAGCUCUGCUCAUAGUAUUAUGAGAGUGUAAGACACAAAGGAUAUAUCGUUAUUUUGAAAAUAUUUGUUGCCUAUCUUGCAGUAUUGGAUGCACAUCAUAUUGCUUAAUGUCUUUCAUAACUUUGCAAACGCAAAAAGUAUAAUUAGCGCCCAACGACCUGCUAUUAUAUGUACAUGUAAUUUUCAUUUAUUCCAUUUUUCAUUGAUGCUUAACGUUUAGCUUGAAUUGCAAAAAAAGUUUCAGCUGAACAUUGUGUGUAAUAUCACAAAAAAUUGUCGUAAAACAAUUGUAUUUAGUGUUAUACACUAGACUUAAUUGAUGUUAUAUGUGAGCUGGGAUUUUCUCUCUAGUUUUGUGUACAGAAUUGUCUCUGUGAAGAAUGGCUGCUCGGGGCUAUCCAGCUGAUGCUGAAAACCAUCAUUGUUGAUAGACUUGCUUUUUCACGCUGUGCAUUUAUUUAGCAUGGUCAUCUCGAUCCACUUUCAUCAUACCAGUAACAUACAUUUGGCGCCAGGCUCCAUGACGCCUUUACAUGUUAUUUCUCAGGGUUGCUGAGCAUGCAUUUAUAUCAGAUUUUGAUUACAUUUACAUCAGACUUUGAUUAAACCUCUGAAUGAUA
Molecule: messenger RNA, 2903 nt
Organism: Ostrea edulis (European flat oyster)
Lineage: Eukaryota; Metazoa; Mollusca; Bivalvia; Ostreida; Ostreidae
Product: tripartite motif-containing protein 59-like
Exons: 2
Coding region: 294-1832 (512 amino acids)
Biological process (GO): positive regulation of DNA-templated transcription
Cellular component (GO): nucleoplasm; chromatin
Molecular function (GO): zinc ion binding; ubiquitin-protein transferase activity
Source: RefSeq, a predicted model, not a curated record